Seminavis robusta is the source of this 765-nucleotide messenger RNA. The record is from the annotation of a GenBank genome assembly. Lineage: Eukaryota; Bacillariophyta; Bacillariophyceae; Naviculales; Naviculaceae.
AUGACAACUCGCAACAACAAGGAAAACAAAGGAGAAAUCAAUUGGGCCGCCAUCAUGCAGUCUGAUUGGGAACACGACAUCAAGGUCAUCGAGCAGUUUCAGAAUGAAGGUGUUGUUGCUGACGUUCCUCUCUCUCAGAAGCACGCCAUUGCAGUGAAGAAAGAGCAAGAAGACAGUGGUGCUGAUGAAGGAGAAUUCGAGUUCGGCAAGGAUGAACCAGCUGAUGCAGUGGGCGGUAAGAACCUCAAACCAAGAACACCAACUGAUUAUGGAUUCAAAGUCGUGAGAUUGACUGACCUUGUUCCUGACGGCUUUCCCCAAUAUCCAAAUGGAUCUCCUUCCUUCCCUCAUGGCGAUGAUUCACCUAUCUACCCCAACCACCCUGAUGUCAAUGAAUAUGCUGCCGCCGAUCCAACCAUCCGACGAACAAAUUUGCCCCACAAACCCACAGUCCUCGAUUACAAGAAGAAAGAGUCUGAGCCUCUGGAGUCGAGGACCUGUCGAUAUUGCUUCCAGGCGCCGUGCUAUAUGCUGCAGGACAUGAUGGGUGGUUCGCUCUUGAUGACUGGAGACAUGAAGAAGGAUGAAGGAUAUGACAACAACAAGAUUCGGAAGGCUCUCUAUGGGGAAGCCUCUCGUAUGAUCAAUGGUCGGCUUGGCCCAGGAAAGCGAAUGAAACUUCCAGUCUGUGUGGAAGGUGAGAUCAAGGAUUGCUACCCCCGAAAGAAGACUGAUGCAGAGUACAUGGGCUUCAAGGCGAACUAG